GUGAUGACGCGUAUUCAUCUGGUGACAAAAUGGCCGAAGGACCUUCACAAACAAUCGAGAUCAAAAUGCACUGCCAAUUAUAGAUUCGAUUUGUUGGCGUUUCGUUGGACGAUCUUUCUGUUCAAAGGUAUCACAGCUCAAAAACAGUUAAUUUUGGUUGGAGGAAGAGUUAAGCUUUACAAAGAAAAAUGGCCACAGCGGCCCUGACCUGUCGAGUGCGGACACUGCUGUAUGUCCCCAGCAUGCGUAUCCUAGCCUCUCGGGUCCGCGUUUUCUCCAGCUUUGACCAGCAGGAGAGCGUAGAGACAUCCAUACCAGACCCUCGCAGACAAGGUGAGGUGUCGGACACAGUGUGGCCUGAUGUCCACCUCGGUCCCCUGGGUGCGCGUGACCAGCGCUUCCCCGGCCACGUGGGCGCGGCCAGCCAACUCUCGUCUUCCCCUCAUCCAAAAACACUUUCCCAGCCGCGGGCCCCUUUACCCGACAUUCUAACAGACAUGACGGCACAUGAACGUCAGUAUGAUACCGUUCAGCAGUUCCUGCAUUCAUCUGUGGUGACUGGGGAGGUGCAGCCCGACCUACAAAGUGCCCUGGACAAGAGUGGGGACAUGUUGGAGUGUGUGGCUAUGGACUGUCCGGAAAAACUCAGGAAAGAUUUUAACACUUUGUUUACGGAGUUGAGCUCGCUUGACGACCCACUGACGGUGAUCACGCUGAGUCAGCGCACACAGAAUGACAUGAGCAUCUGGAGCAUGGACGUGGAACAGGAGCGCGAGGAACUACUGGGCUGUUUUGUGACAGCAGCUCAGCAGAUCUGUGAGGACCUGAAGAAGGAAGGAUACUGGGCAGACUUCAUCGACCCUUCAUCAGGGAGAGCAUUUUUCGGACCAUACACCAACAACACGAUGUUUGAGACGGACGAGCGUUACCGGCACCUAGGGUUUAAGAUCGAGGACCUUGGCUGUUGCAAAGUUAUAAGCCAUAAACUCUGGGGAACUCAUGUGUACGUCGGAAGCCUUUAUACCACCGCACCUAGUGAUGGUCCUGCCAUGCAAACGCUGCUGAAGAAAAUAGCAGGAUAGCAAAGAGAGGAAAAACAUUACCUGCACAACUUGCCUAACAAUUGAUGAGAGUACUGUAAAAUCUGGAAAUGUGGCUUUAUUUUCGCGAUGCCUCUCGACCACAAAAUGAUGUGUUUCCAUGCUACAGUUUUGUUUUGAAGACACAACAAAAAUCUUUUCUUCAACUCACACCACAAGGUGAAAUCCCGGUGAAAAUAACUGAAUUUACAGUAUUAAGAUGGGUGCAAGGAUUUUUGUUGUACAAUCUUAGACUAUGGAGAAACAGCUCUUUGAAUCAGUCAUGAUCUUAGUUACAGUGUGGGACAAAUUAAAGAACUGUAGUUCAGUUUUCUGUCAGCAGAUAUAUAUACUUUUGUUUUACUGAUUUGUUUAAAAGUAUCCUUUAUGAUCUAUAAGGUAUGGUCAAAGGUGACAAUAUUAAAGCCCAUGUUUUCAGGUCCAUGAUCCCUUCACAAUACACACCUUGUCGCUUUUGGCAUUCUAUUUACAUGUAGAUACUGUAUGUAGGUGCCAACCAGUCUUUAACCAUAUUGCCAAACCUGGUAACCAGUACAGAUUUGGUGCCCAAAAUGGCU
This is a messenger RNA of Branchiostoma belcheri (Belcher's lancelet), 1657 nucleotides long. RefSeq names its product methylmalonic aciduria and homocystinuria type D homolog, mitochondrial-like. Gene Ontology annotation, cellular component: mitochondrion. NCBI's taxonomy places the organism in Eukaryota, Metazoa, Chordata, Leptocardii, Amphioxiformes, Branchiostomatidae. The record is from RefSeq and is a predicted model, not a curated record. Bases 189 to 1082 code for a protein of 297 amino acids. Gene Ontology annotation, biological process: cobalamin metabolic process. The transcript has 8 exons.